Molecule: messenger RNA, 2281 nt
Organism: Mizuhopecten yessoensis (Yesso scallop)
Lineage: Eukaryota; Metazoa; Mollusca; Bivalvia; Pectinida; Pectinidae
Product: chromatin assembly factor 1 subunit A-like
Exons: 5
Coding region: 192-923 (243 amino acids)
Biological process (GO): regulation of transcription by RNA polymerase II
Cellular component (GO): nucleus
Molecular function (GO): RNA polymerase II cis-regulatory region sequence-specific DNA binding; DNA-binding transcription factor activity, RNA polymerase II-specific
Source: RefSeq, a predicted model, not a curated record
AAGCUUUAGCUGCGGUAUGUUGUUCGCAUUUCCAUGACAGGCACGGUAAGAAACAACGUCGAUCUGUUUUAUUAUUUCACAACCGGCCUGCAACGUUUUACUACCGGUGUAUACAGCACAUGUAUGAAGGAUUUUACACUCAUACACCAAAUACAAAUCACCUACUUCACCUGACAGUGUGAGACUCGGAAAUGGUCAAACAAACACAGAACGACAUUUUGGAUAUGUUGAUUGGGUCCGGCUCCGAUUUGAGUGAAUAUUUGACUCCCGCUGGUGAUGUAAUUGGAUUUUCUAGCUACAGACCAAUGGAUUCCUCUAUGGAUUUCCUGGAAGACAACGUCUCAGAACCAUUGGAUGUCGCUCUCUGUCAAGACAUCCAGGUAGCACCAGAUGCUUCUGCUGAGGUAGAGGUCGAGGUCGAACAGUUACAAUUCACCUUUGACCCUUCAGAAACGUCCAUUGAAAUCCUCAAACUCAUAGCAGCCAGUUCCGCUGGCGAAGGCAACAUGUCCCCACUAGAUAAUAUGUCGGAGUGGAGUGAUCGCACAGAGGACACGGAAGUUGACGAACUGGUGUCACCACUUGUAAAGGCUGAGAUAAAGAACAGGAUCCGGAAACGCAGACAGUACGAGGGGAAGGAUGAAAUCACAGAGUUGUUUGUGGAGCCGGAACCUGAAAAGUUGACUGAGGAGGAAGAAAUGAGGAGAAUAGAACGGCGAGAGAAAAACAAACUAGCUGCCCAGAAGUGUAGGAGUAAGAAGAGGAAGGUUGCGGACACCCUGGAGGAGGAGACCGACCGGUUGGAGGAGAAACAGGAAAAGCUGAAGGAUGAGGUUCGGCGCCUGCGCGAAGAACGUGACCACCUGACGGAGCUCGUCAAUGUUCAUUCCUCUGUUUGUCCAAGAAUGAAAUGCCCAAAGUGAACACCAUCAUCGGACAAUCGAAACCCACCAAAACUUUGAGGCAAUCACAUGCUCUCAGAAACAGAAACGUGCUCCAAUGCUGAACUGAUUUCAUAUUGACGCAUGCGUUGUUCUUCUGUGAGCUGUUAAGUGUUACAUGUGUAUACGAUGCUCCUAUCACAUCGAUUUGACGAAUAGUAUAAAUGACGUCAUAGUGACGUUUGAAUACUCCAUCUUUAGUAGAUAUGAGCAUAUGCUUACCAUGAAGACGUACCUACUGAUUUAAAUACCGGAAAUCUAUAUCUGUAGCGACAUACAGAAUCUGCUGAUUUGAGUACCAGAAAUCUAGAUCGCUAUGGAGAGGUAUAAACGUAUCUGCUUAUUUGUAUACCGGAAGUCGAGAUCUACACAAGCUGAGGCAUUACUCUAGUUUUUUAAUGGACUAUUUACUAACUGAAUAGCGCCUAUUGACCUGAUAAACUAGCUCUAUUUACAAGACGUUUGUUUGUAAUCAGGAUUUGUCAAUGACUUUAAAUGGCAGCUCCAUAUUUGACUUGAUUGUGUGUUUACCAAAGGCCUGUUAGCGUUGUUAGUAGUUGUCUCCCUUGUGAACAUCAUUUCAUUUCAACAAACAUUGCGACCAGGCAUUUGUAGGGAACUAUCAUUUGCAUUCAGAAUCAUUAAUAUACUCAACAGGGAACAAAGAAGUUUGUAUGAAACUGUUAACAAGUUGCUGAUCAUCAUUUUAUGCUAGAUAUUUCAAUUCGUACAAGAUAUUCAGUUUUGGCCAGUUUGAUUCACAAAGGGAUCCGCUUAAUAAAGUUUAAAAAGAGUUUGGUAAGAAUGACUUAUUCCUCUGUGUGAUAUAAAAGAUGUACUGAGACAGUAAGGGACAUACCGUUCAGAACGGGCUAAUUAACAAUUACAGUAUUUACAGAAUCCUCACUCAGGUUGAGGUGAAGUUUGAAUGGUUUCUUUACGAGUAUUAAUCUGAAUGUGUUGAAUGUUGUAUUUAUAUGAUCAUUUGUAGACUCUGAAAGAGAAAAUCAUGGAAGAAUGAUGUAACUACAGAUCGAGGAAUGCCUGUUUGACCAGCUUCACUAAUGUCCUCAAGUGAACAUAUGUGUAACGUGAACAUGUGUACUGUGCAAACAUAUGUGUAACGUGAACAUGUGUACUGUGCAAACAUAUGUGUGAUGUGAGCAUGCGCGUGACGUAAACAAGUGUGUGAUGCGUACCUGUGAACAUGUGUACAUAUUGUACCAACCCAUCUGUUGUCUGUUGUGUUGUUGGUAUCAAGUAUUAGACAUACAUAUUUUACUAGAGAAGUACAUGUUAUAAUAAAUAUGUUUCAUAUUUAAAAUAAAAAAUGACUACAA